Molecule: messenger RNA, 1246 nt
Organism: Lampris incognitus (smalleye Pacific opah)
Lineage: Eukaryota; Metazoa; Chordata; Actinopteri; Lampriformes; Lampridae
Gene: reep2
Product: receptor accessory protein 2
Exons: 8
Coding region: 144-977 (277 amino acids)
Biological process (GO): endoplasmic reticulum tubular network organization
Cellular component (GO): endoplasmic reticulum membrane; cytoplasmic microtubule; endoplasmic reticulum tubular network
Molecular function (GO): microtubule binding; taste receptor binding
Source: RefSeq, a predicted model, not a curated record
CUGAGGAAAGUCGGCAGCCAGGCGAAGCGUUCAAACAGCCGACCAAACAAACCGUGCAGCGCAGGGAGGAAUGGGGGGCACCUAGCCAGUCGGCUAAACCAGCUACAUUUCUCCAAAGAAGAAGCUCACGGCGGUCGAUCAAGAUGGUAUCCUGGAUGAUCUCCAGAAUAGUAGUCCUAGCCUUUGGGACGCUCUACCCAGCCUACUCCUCCUACAAGGCUGUCAAAACGAAGAAUGUGAAGGAAUAUGUGAAGUGGAUGAUGUACUGGAUAGUGUUUGCGUUGUUCACCACAGCAGAGACGGUCACAGACCUGGUACUAUCAUGGUUUCCAUUUUACUUUGAGCUGAAGAUAGCCUUUGUCAUCUGGCUCCUCUCCCCAUACACAAAGGGCUCCAGCGUUCUCUACCGCAAGUUUGUCCACCCCACCCUGUCCAACAAAGAGAAGGAAAUAGAUGAGUACAUAACCCAAGCCAAAGAUAGGAGUUAUGAAACCAUGAUGAGGUUUGGGAAAAGGGGUCUCAACCUGGCUGCUAAUGCUGCUGUCACUGCAGCCACCAAGGGCCAGGGCGUACUGUCAGACAAGCUGCGGAGUUUCAGCAUGCAGGACCUGACUCUGAUCAAUGCCGAGGACGAGCUGGCCCUGCGCUCCUCGGACGCCCGCAUGAGACGGGAGCCCAUGGACGACAUGAGCUCCGGGUCAAGCACACUGCCCCGUGCCAAGAGCACCAUGACACGACAGACCCGCUCCUUGUCGAGCAUGACCCUCCCUGAUGACACAUCAUCCCAGCACAGCUCUGACCAGUCAGAUGCGAGGACUGAACAUUCGGAUGAGGACGUUGGAGAGAAGGCCCCCAAGCGCACAGCCAGCGUCAAAGCAGCCAAGAAACCUGCCACUGCCACCAAGACAGAAACCCAAACCAAGACGGUGAAGAAACAGACUAAGAAAAAGGUCACAACUAAUGCAGAGACGCCAUGAGUCCUGGAGCCAGCGUCCACUGGCCUACACUCUCUACAGCCAUGCAGGCCCUCCGUCUCUCUCCAGUCCACACACACACGCAUCAUCACAUGAUAUCAGUUACACAAAACAUCUCCAUCAUGUUAUCCAAGUUGCACAUAUAUGCAGACAUGCAUAUCAAUAGCAUCUGGCAAUUGUCAAUUUUUGCUGGAUUUUAGUGCCAAGUACAGGUUUAGAUCUUAACAGUAUGUGGCCAGCCUCGUGUCAUCAACAUUGUUAUUUGUUUUUGU